Messenger RNA from Puntigrus tetrazona (Sumatra barb), 1038 nucleotides. RefSeq names its product fish-egg lectin-like. The coding region runs from base 144 to 935 and encodes 263 amino acids. The record is from RefSeq and is a predicted model, not a curated record. Lineage: Eukaryota; Metazoa; Chordata; Actinopteri; Cypriniformes; Cyprinidae. The transcript has 6 exons.
CUGUGUUUCUGUGCUAUAGAACUCAGAGUGUAGUUAAACACUGGAGAUUUUGCUGUAACUCACUAAAGAGAAGAAUCUACUCUUACUGCUGGAUUCUGAUCUGACGAGUCAAGGUUUAAACAACAAGCUGUUUUUGUGGCACAAUGAAGGUUUAUCAGAGCAUCUUCUUACUUUUCAGCUGCCAGUUCUUCACAAUCUGGAUUCCUCUGUCCGUGUUUUCAGCUUUAGACUGUACUGUGAUGAGCAGUAACCUGAAGCAGAUAGACACUGGGUUGGGUUCAGUGCUUGGCGUGAAAAAUCAGAACGAAGUGUUUGUUCUGCUUGAUAAUGUCUUCACAAAGAUCAGUGGGUCUUUAAAGCACUUCAGUGUCGGUCCUGCUGGUCAGUUGGGGGUGAAUGUAGCAAACAACAUCUUCAAGUAUCAGAGCGGUUCCUUCGUUCAGUUUCCAGGGCUUCUUAAACAGGUGGAUGCUGGAGGUGAUCAGAUCAUUGCAGGUGUCAACAUGAAUGAUGACAUAUUCUGUUUAAAUAUGGAUGCUAACAACAAAUGGCCAUCCAGCAAUACUCCUUGGUUUCAACUUAAUGGAAAGCUGAAGUAUUACAGCUGUGGGCCGUACAGCUGUUGGGGAGUGAAUGGCAAUGACCAAAUCUACAUCCUAAGGAAUGUGUCUAAUAAUGUCUGUUCUGGGUCUGGAGAAUUUAUGAAUAUUCCUGGACUUCUCUCCAUGGUCGAAGUAGCAACUGAUGGCAGCGUCUUUGGUGUCAACUAUCAAGGGAACUUGUAUCAAAGAAUUGGUGUCACUCGCUCCAACCCAGUUGGCACAGACUGGCAAUCAAUGGCUGUCUGUCCCAAUGGCCACAAGCAUGUGAGCUUUGACCUGGGAGUGCUGUGGGUCGAUUGUGUUGAUGGCUCCAUUCGUAAAUGCCCUUUAUAAUGUCACUGCCGAAACAGUAGCUCAGUCACUAAAAUGAAACCUCAACGUGACUAGUCAUUAACAGAAAAGCUUAAUACUUGCUGUUGAACCAAUAAAAUCUUGA